This is a messenger RNA of Cicer arietinum (chickpea), 3358 nucleotides long. RefSeq lists its product as uncharacterized. The record is from RefSeq and is a predicted model, not a curated record. Lineage: Eukaryota; Viridiplantae; Streptophyta; Magnoliopsida; Fabales; Fabaceae. Gene Ontology annotation, molecular function: protein binding.
GAGAUUUGGGUGGCUCCACUAUACAUGGUGAUGCUGGAGGAGAUACAAAUUUACAACAGCAAGAUGGGUUACCCAAUUCACCCUCUUCUUCAGGUGGGUUCUGUCAGUUUUCCUCAAAAGGACUAUAUUUAGAGGACAUGAGUGCUCUACAUUAAAUUGGUGGAAAUAUGGAACUAUAUAUACGAGACAUUUUUUGUUUGCCCCAAGAAACUGUUCUCAGACUGUAGGGCUGCCGAGGUCUUGGGAACAUUCAUUUCAGAUGAGGUCGACCCUGCCACAUUGAAAUAUGAAUGACUCCCAAUCGUUGUCCCUCCUUUUUGGCAGAUUCAAGGGAUUUCCGAAGUUCAGGCGGUAGAAAGUUUAUCGGUCAACAAUCACAGAACCCCCUCUUGUUACUUGGGCAAUAUAGUGAUGAUGAAGUGGAUGAGGGAUCAAGCAAAGGGCCUAAUGAUACGAAGGUGCAUAACCAUGAAGAGGCUAACGUUGCACCUGGUGAAGGAUCUAAAGACCUGGACAUCAGUGUCUCUGUAGAUUCAGUUGCUCAGAAUAAUGGACAACAAGAUACAAUGCAAAAUUCACCCUCAAUGGAUGUUGAAUACAGUGAAAAAAAUGAAAGUGAUGUUGCUCAUAGUAAUUUGCAAGAUGAAAAGGUUUUCAAAGAUCAAACGGAUGCUUCAGAAAAUUUUGAUGAACAAAAUGGAAAUGAUACCAGUUCAGGAUGGAGGAUGGUGAUGCAUGAAGAAAGCCAACAAUAUUACUACUGGAAUGUUGAAACCGGGGAGACUUCAUGGGAAGUGCCCCAGGUUUUGGCUCAAGCGGAUCAUUUGACUAAUGAUUCCUUACCUCCUGCUUCUGUCAUCGACAAAACUAAUAAUGCCACAGUUGGUGUUGAUAAUACCUCUACUGCUUUCACAAUUGACGGUUCUGUGGAAACCUCAACGCUUUCUCAUAAAGAAUUGCAUGGUUCCAAAAUGAAUGGAUGUAAUGGUGAAUGUACAAAUGAAAAUCAGGGUUCUAAUGUUCAUGGAGUUGAUUUGAUAAGAAAUGACGGUCUCAUGAGUUUAUCUUAUAGUGAUCAUUCAAUAGUUUCCAAAUUUAGUUCUGAAGAAGAGCAAGCGGAAAUUGAUUUUCCUUCUCGUCUUAUCCAACAGAGUGAGAGCUUGUUAGAGAAGCUGAAAUCACUGAAAAAGUCAAAGGGAAAUCUCCAAUGCCAGGAUUCCUUGUCAAAGUAUAUGUCAGAGAUUGAGAUUAGACUUUUUGAUUUUAGAUCUCUUGCAUCCUAUGGAUCAUCUUUGCUCCCAUUCUGGGUGCACUCUGACCGGAAGAUUAAAGUAAUUGAAAGUUCAAUCAAUGAUGAAUUGUUACAAACUGCUAAAUCAGAACACGAUGAAGCUGAGGAAAAACAUGUACCUGUCACUGAAGAACUGGGUGAGCAACAGAAUGAUGUGGGCCAUGAGUCUGAAGUAGAUCACGAUGAAAACAAAGGGAGCUUUCCUACUUCUGAAGUUUCUAAUGAAUGUCAGGCAGAUGCUUCAGUCUUAGCUUUAAAGGAUGUCACUGAUAUAUUUUCCUCUGAUGCUCAGCACAAUCCUUUUUCUAUUUCUACUGGUGGUCAUAUGGAAACAGGUCUAGAAGUCAAUCCACAAAUUGAAGCAAUUAUAAACCCUGAUGAAUCAACCCAUGACCAUGAGUAUAACAUUGGGGAAGAUGUUGAUAUGGAUGUCGACAUGGAAGUUGAAGAUAUGAAUUCCUCAGAAAAUACAGCUGUUGUGGAUGUGUCAGUUGCAAAUGAUUAUGUGCAAACAGAUCAACCAUUUCAGUCGAAUCCACUUAUCGAAUACCAUUCUUUGUUGCCUGAGGAUGAAUUUAUUGUGCCUCCUCCUCCUGAGGAUGAAUGGAUCCCUCCACCACCCCCUGAUAAUGAGCAGGUGCCCCCCCCACCACCGCCUGGCGAUGAUCAGAUGCCUCCUCCUCCUCCUGGUGAUCCACUAGCAACUUGCUAUCAUGUUAUCCCAUCUUACACAGAGACAGGUCAACCCCUUUCUUAUGCUCAAUAUAAUCUAUCUUAUCCUGGCGCUAGCUCUGAGUAUUAUGGUCAGAUAGCUGCUGAAGUCACAACUAGUAACAUAUAUGGACAAGUUGCUAUGCCACCUGCACAGCUAUACUAUAGUGCAGUUCCUAAUAUAUACAGUCAAAAUUCUCAAGUUAUGAUCAAUCCAACAGAUCCUGUUGCUUGUUACGAGGUUCAUGAUGGAGCUGGCUUGAAACCCAUACCUGAUACUAAUAUUAAUGAUUCUGGUGGUGUUGGGGGGACUGACAGGGUCUCUGGUGAUGUUCCAUCCACCUCUACUGCUAUCCAUGAUCCUGCAACUGUUUCAGCUAAUGACAGUGUUUCAUUGCCACCAGCUACUACUGAAGCUGUUGCAGACAAGACCGUCUCAUCAUUAGUUGCUAAAGCACAAACUAAAGUUGUCCGUAGUAGAAAACGGGCAGUUGCAGUUGGAUCCUCAUUGAAGUCUAAUAAGAAGGUCUCAAGCUUGGUGGACAAGUGGAAGGCAGCUAAAGAGGAGUUACUUGAAGAAGAGGAAGAACCUGAUAGUGUGUAUGAGGCCUUAGAAAGAAAGCGACAAAGGGAAAUAGAGGAGUGGUGUGCAAAGCAAAUCUCAAGUGGUGAGGCCAAAGACAAUGCUAAUUUUCAACCUUUGGGUGGAGAUUGGCGGGAGAAGGUCAGACGCAAGAGGGCUAAAGCAGCAAGUGACACUGUUCCCAAAGUGCAAGUGGCAACUGAGCAUAAGAAUCAACAGAAGCCUGAUAUUGUGGAACUUUCCAAGGGUCUCCCAUCUAAUUGGCAGGCUUAUUGGGACGAGGCCUCGAAGCAAGUUUAUUAUGGUAACACUAUCACAUCGCAGACGACAUGGACUCGGCCAACGAGAUGAGCACUGAAAUAUAUAUAACACUCACUAUCAGAUAGGAGGCGACAUGGACCCGGCCAAUGAGUUGAGCACUGAAAUAAACUAUAACACCAUCACAUUGGAGACAACAUGAACCUGGCUGACGAGAUGAGCAACAUAUUUGUUUGGAAUGGGCUAACAUGGGGUUUAAUGUUUAGCAUAUUUUGUUUCUCUUUUUCUGAGUAUAUGAUCAUCUGGUUUUUUAGAUAGUUUAUGGGUUUAUUAGAUAUCCAUAGUGCACGAUUUGCUCUAGCAUUUAUGAUUUGUUAUGGUGCUUUAUUUAGUAGCACUGGGGUUAACAUUAUUAUUCUGGAGCAGUAUUUUUGCUGCAAACCAAAGAAAACAAAGGGAAUAUGAAAUCAUUUUUAAUCUAUAUCUAUUAUAAAGGAGAUAAAAGCUUGGUGAAA